CAUCUACAGCCUCAGCCUCAGGCGUACUCAACUUUCAGGCGGAGCCUCAGCUUCAGCAGGCCCAUGCAGGGAGGUGUCGCUGCAGCUCCUGCCUCCGCCACUGGUUUUCAGGACCAAGGCGCUCCUAGGCUGCCACUAUUUAUCCACUUGAUCAAACCUCAAAGUAGUAUGCAGUUUAGAUCAGGCAUCGGCUUUGCACGCUUAUAACAAUCUGUCAGCUAGAGCAAGCAACCCUGCAACACAGUUGGGCACUUGAAGGCCUGCUGGUGUGCCUGCUUGGGCUGCAGUUUCGUGUUUGCUUUUAGCCAUGGACGCCGAUCAAAGCCAGCGUCAGGCGGCUCCGGUGCCAGUUAUCUCCAGGGCAACAGGAUGGCGGCUGUUCGCAAAGCAGUUCAAGGCACUGUUCUGGAAGAAUGUCCUUCUGUCUUGGAGGAACUCUCGUGCAACAGCUUUGCAGCUCUUGUCGUCGCUGUUCUUCAUCUUCCUGAUCUUCAUAGUUGCCAAGGCCAUCGAUGCUCAGAACAAGGGCAACACCGGCUUCAAGAGCCUGCGGACGCCUGAGCCUUUUCUGAUUCCGGCGCUGCCGGCAUGCGAGACUGGCUACUACAUCAAGAAACCAUGCUACGAUUUCGUCUAUGCGCCAAACAACCUCACCUCGGUGAACACAAUUGUGGGAAACAUGCGCGCGCAGAAUCCCGGAAGGCCGAUACCCCCCGAGAAGGUGCGCGCCUUCUCUUCCGCUGCGGAGGUGGACGCGUGGCUGCUGGCCAACCCGAGCCGCUCCCCUGCGGCGGUCAUCUUCCAGGAGACAGCGCUGGGGCUGGGCUACGGGCUGCAGGUCAACUCCACCAUCAAGAACCAGCGCGGCCAGUACGAGGACGUCAACUUCAAGUUCCAGGCACCGCUGCAGCAGGCAGUGGAGAGGGAGAUUGUGCGCUUUGUCACGGGGGAUGGGCCUGCCCUCAAUUGGUACACAUGGAUGGUGGAGUUCGCCCACCCUGCGACCACCAAUUUCUCGGCGGCUGGGGCGGUUGCGCCUACCUUCCUCUUUGCGGCAGCCAUGUUCGGGUUUGUGAUCCAGAUCGGUGCGGUGGUGGCGGAGCGCGAGCUGAAGCUGCGGCAGGCCAUGGACACGAUGGGCCUCAAGGUGUCGGUGUUCUGGCUCACCUGGGUCGCGUGGGAGGUCGUCCUUGUCUUCAUCUCCAGCCUCUUCAUCGUCAUCUUCGGCCUCAUGUUCCAGUUCGACUUGUUCAAGAGGAACGGCUUCUUCGUCCUGUUCAUCCUCUUCUUCCUGUUCGAGCUGGCCAUGGUGGGGCUGGCGUUCCUGGCGUCGACGUUCCUGCAGUCGUCUGCCCCCGCCACCACCCUGGGCUUCUUCAUCUUCAUCCUCGGGUUCAUCGUCCAGCUGGUGACUGCGUUCGGCUUCCCCUACGACAAGAGCUUUGCGCCCUGGAUCCGCUACCUUUGGUCCCUCUUCCCUCCCAACCUGCUCGCCAUUGGCCUCCAGUACCUGGGGGAUGCCACCGCCACCAAGGAUGACAGGGGCAUCAAGUGGAGCCAGAUCACGAGCCACUGCGGGAAAGGGAACUCGUUCGGGGGUAUCAACGACGACUGUGUCUUCCCCCUGAGCAACUGCUUCAAGUACUUGUUCGUGGAGUUCUUGCUGUACACGCUGCUGGCCACGUACCUGGACCGCGUCUUCCCGGACGUCAACGGCGUGCGCCGCCCCUGGCUCUUCUUCCUCUACCCCUCGUACUGGACCGGCUCCAAGGGCGGCUUCUCCGGCACCACCGGCUGCUGCUCCUGCACCGGCCGCGAGCCGCCCCUGCCGCCCUCCAGCGGGCCAGAGGACGAGGACGUCGUGGCAGAGAGAGAGAAGGUGGAAGCGCAGGCGCAGGCAGGCGCACCUCCCCCCGGCACCUCCGUGCAGCUGCGCAACCUGCGCAAGACGUUUGCGGGCACGCGCUCGUGCUCGUGCAAGUACUGCUGCUUCUGCACCUGCACCUCGACCGCGCCCUUCCACGCCGUCAAGGGCGUGUCCUUCACCAUCGAGGAGAACAAGCUCUUCUGUCUGCUGGGCCCCAACGGGGCGGGCAAGACGACGACGAUCAACAUGCUGACGGGCGUGCUUCCAGCAACGGCGGGCAGUGCGCUGGUGUACGACAACGAGAUUACAGACGCGGCGGGCAUGGCGCGCGUGCGCAGCUUCAUGGGCGUGUGCCCGCAGUUCGACAUUCUGUGGGGCGACCUCACGGGCAAAGAGCACCUCUGGCUCUUCGCCAACAUCCGCGGCCUGCCCAAACAGCAAGUCGCACAGGAGGUGGACGACUUGCUGGCCCAGGUGCGGCUGGUGGAGGCGGGCGGCGUGCGCAGCGCCAGCUACAGCGGGGGCAUGAAGCGCCGCCUCAGCGUGGCCGUCGCGCUCAUCGGUGACCCCAAAGUGGUGUACUUAGACGAGCCGACGACGGGCAUGGACCCUAUUUCGCGGCGGCAUGUUUGGGACAUCAUCGAGGCGUGCAAGCCGGGGCGCGCCUUCAUCCUGACGACGCACUCCAUGGAGGAGGCCGACAUCCUGGGCGACACCAUCGCCAUCAUGGCCAAGGGGCGCAUGCGGUGCAUCGGCAGCAGCAUCCACUUGAAGAACAAGUUCGGCGCGGGCUACAUCGUGAACGUGUCGGUGCGCUCCGCGGGCAGCUACGUGGACCUGCCCGGGGCCACCAGCUGGGAGGCGGACGCGCACAAGGCCGACGCCGUCAAGGCCUUCUUCAAGCAGGGGCUGGGCGUGGAGGCGGCGGAGGAGAGCAAGGCGUACAUCCGGUUCCUGGUGCCGCGCAGCGCGGAGCGCGUGCUGCCCGAGUUCUUUGCGGCGCUGCAGGCGCGGCGCGGCGAGCUGGGCGUGACGGACGUUCAGCUGAGCCUGUCCACGCUGGAGGAGGUGUUCCUGGCCAUCGCGCGCCAGGCCGAGCUGGAGACCGCGCAGGCGGAGGGCCGCUACGACAAGAUCACCCUUGGCGACGGCACCACCCUGCAGGUCCCCAUUGGCGCACCAUAUGUGGCCCUGCCGGGCUCCGCGAGCGCCGACUACCCCAACGGCCUCAUGGUGGAGGUCACGUGGCAGCAGGACGACGCAGGUCGCCUGAUGGUGUCGCACCAUUCGGAGCCCAUGCCCGCCCCGGCUCCCGCCGCGCGCUUCACGCAGCAGGAUAGCGGCUUGGGCCGGCGGGCCAGGAGGUCGCUCUCCAAGAACAAUUCCAACAUUGGACAGGCGCUCACAGAGAUCGAGCUGGCCGGGGCUGGCGUGCUGCCGAGCACGCUUGAACCAGCACCACCGCUGGGGCCCAUGAGAAGAUGAGAGAUAUCUAAGUUGAGACACAUCAUUCUUCGACCCAGUCAAUCCGCACCACAGCUUGUACCAUACGCCGCUGGCCCUUGCAUUCUCCUAAUUUAGAAUCCGGGUCGAUUCUAACCUUAUAAGGUACAUUCAAAAAAGUUGUACCUAAAGUAGGCACCAAAUCGGUGAAAGUUGGUUGCUGUCGAGCACUUUGUCACUACCUUCAAGAAGGUUGAUAUUGACUUCACUUUUUACUUGAAAAACCCAGAUAGAAGAUUUGCAGACAAGAUGGUCACGUUAAAUUGCUUGAUGUUUCGUCUUGUUGUCUGUCUUGCGGCUG
This is a messenger RNA of Klebsormidium nitens, 3671 nucleotides long. The record is from the annotation of a GenBank genome assembly. NCBI's taxonomy places the organism in Eukaryota, Viridiplantae, Streptophyta, Klebsormidiophyceae, Klebsormidiales, Klebsormidiaceae.